Capsaspora owczarzaki ATCC 30864 is the source of this 492-nucleotide messenger RNA. RefSeq lists its product as hypothetical. Lineage: Eukaryota; Filasterea; Ministeriida; Capsasporidae. The record is from RefSeq and is a predicted model, not a curated record. The transcript is spliced from 4 exons. The coding region runs from base 1 to 492 and encodes 163 amino acids. Gene Ontology annotation, cellular component: Golgi apparatus.
AUGCCGGGUGCCGCUCGCCGAACUCGAGCGACUGCGCGGCUCGACGACGACGACGACGACGACGACAUUGUUGCGCCAUCCAAGUCGAUUGCCGUCAAGACCGAGAAGAAGAAGGACGCCAGCGUCGAUGACAAGAAGCUCGUCCAGAGCAAGAUUGCGUUCCAAGCCAACGGUGCUGCUUCAACUGAUUCGACGGCUACUGCGACUGCCCCUGCUGCUGGUGGUGCUUCGGCAAUCAAGCAGGAAGCAUCCGUGCACGCUGACAAGAAACCUCGGCUGGGGUUGCGCUUUCAAUUCCUGACGAACGCUUUCCCGGAUGCUGAAAUUCUCAUCAAUCCGAACAAACCGCGACGUGGCAGCUUUGAGUGCACAAUGCAGCUGGGCGGCGCAGAAUCGCUUGUGUGGACUGGCGUCAAGCGCGGACCGCCGCGCAACGACAAGUUCCCGGACGGCGCCAAGCUGGUCGCGGACAUUCGCCAGCUCAUACAGUAG